AAUGCAUCGGAGCUCGACAUUGUUAAUUCUGGUCUCGAGUACACCGUGGAGCAUACUGCAAAGGCAAUGAUGGAUACUGCCGACCGAUAUAACCUUGGUUUGGACUUCCGCACGGCUGCGUACAUCUGCUCUAUUGAGAAAAUCUUCCACACCACCCGUUUGUCUGGCACAAUCUUCUAA
This is a messenger RNA of Dibothriocephalus latus, 180 nucleotides long. The record is from the annotation of a GenBank genome assembly. Lineage: Eukaryota; Metazoa; Platyhelminthes; Cestoda; Diphyllobothriidea; Diphyllobothriidae.